Molecule: messenger RNA, 3273 nt
Organism: Punica granatum (pomegranate)
Lineage: Eukaryota; Viridiplantae; Streptophyta; Magnoliopsida; Myrtales; Lythraceae
Source: RefSeq, a predicted model, not a curated record
GAGAGAGAGAGUGCAGUCUUCAUCUCGUCUUACAAGAUCAGUGAGACUUCUUCGCCGGCUCUGUGCAUCUCCUCCCCUCCCUUCUCCGUUGCAGAACCGGUGCUUAACACUCACAGCCUAGGGUUUCUCGGCUGCUUGUCUGAUUGUUGAUCCGAGUCACGCCGCUAGCUGCUGCAAUCGGCCAAUCCGUACCAAGUUUCCGCUUUUUUUUUUGGGGUCUGCUCUCUCUCCCCUCAUGCGAUAAUUUCCGAUCCCUUUAAUCAGCUGGAGGGAGUGGAAGAGGGAGAUCACAUGAGAUUCCACAGGCUUCGGGCUUUCCUCUUCUGUUACCUUCUGGUCACCGGCUUGAAUUGCGCCAAUGGCGAGGGGAAUUCGAAGAAGAACAAGUUCCGGGAGCGGGAAGCCAGCGACGAUGCUCUUGGCUACCCCAAUCUAGAUGAGAGUGCGUUGUUGAAUACGCAGUGUCCUAAGAAUUUGGAGUUAAGGUGGCAGACGGAAGUUAGCUCUAGCAUAUACGCGACCCCGUUGAUCGCUGACAUCAACAGUGAUGGCAAGCUGGACGUUGUGGUUCCCUCUUUUGUUCAUUAUCUUGACGUAUUAGAAGGCUCUGAUGGAGACAAGAUGCCGGGUUGGCCUGCAUUCCAUCAGUCAACUGUGCAUGCGAGCCCCCUACUAUACGACAUUGACAAGGAUGGUGUGAGAGAGAUAGCAUUGGCUACCUACAAUGGUGAAGUUCUUUUCUUCAGAGUUUCAGGCUACAUAAUGACAGAUAAAUUAGAAAUACCCCGCAGAAAAGUUCGUAAAGAUUGGCAUGUUGGUUUGCAUCCAGAUCCCGUGGACCGUUCUCAUCCAGAUGUCCAUGAUCAACAACUAAUCCAGGAUGCUAUUGAGUCGCAGAUAUUUUCUCCAUCUAAUGGAAGCGCUGCUGGAUCCAAGAGCACAGCUCCUCCAACAGUAGAUAGUAGUCAGGGAACAGUUAAUGCCUCCCUGCGAGAAACUCCAGAGAAUAUCAACAAAACUCCAGUGGAGACAAAUAUUAAGCUGCCUACGGACACGGAUAAUUCUACUGCAACAAACUCAACAGGGACUUCUGAUCUAAAUAAUGGAACAACUAGUGGGAGACGUCUUCUAGAAGAUAAUAAUUCACAAGCAUCCCAGGAGGGUAGUGCUGAAUCCAAUGUUAAAGAUAGCAAAGAUGUUCCAGGUGCGACUGUCGAGAAUAAUGAUGGUCUUGAAGCUGAAGCAGAUCAAUCUUUUGAGCUGUUUCGAGAUAAUGAUGAGCUGCCUGAUGAGUAUAGUUAUGACUAUGAUGAUUAUGUCGAUGAAUCCAUGUGGGGGGAUGAGGAAUGGACCGAGGCUCAGCAUGAGAAAUUGGAGGACUAUGUGAAUAUAGAUGCCCAUGUUUUAUGCACUCCUGUUAUCGCAGACAUUGAUAAUGAUGGGGUAUCAGAAAUGGUUGUUGCUGUAUCGUACUUUUUUGAUCAUGAGUACUAUGACAACCCAGAGCAUCUAAAGGAGCUAGGUAACAUUGACAUUGGCAAGUACAUUGCUGCUGGGAUUGUUGUUUUCAACCUUGACACAAAGCAAGUGAAAUGGACAGCAGAGCUAGAUCUCAGUACAGAUUCUGGAAAUUUCCGCGCCUAUAUUUAUUCUUCUCCUACUGUUGUGGAUUUGGAUGGUGACGGAAACUUGGAUAUCCUUGUUGGAACUUCCUUCGGCCUCUUUUAUAUCUUGGAUCAUCAAGGUAAGAUCAGGAAGAAAUUCCCACUUGAGAUGGCUGAAAUUCAAGGAGCAGUAGUUGCUGCAGAUAUCAACGAUGAUGGCAAAAUUGAACUUGUUACUACUGAUACUCAUGGAAAUGUUGCCGCCUGGACCCCUCAGGGAGAAGAAAUAUGGGAAAAACAUCUCAAGAGCCAUAUUCCUCAGGGACCCACUAUUGGUGAUGUUGAUGGAGAUGGCCACACUGAUAUUGUUAUCCCCACGAUAUCUGGGAAUAUAUAUGUUCUAAGUGGCAAGGAUGGUUCCUUUGUUCGUCCUUAUCCUUAUAGGACUCAUGGAAGAGUCAUGAAUCAAGUCCUUCUAGUUGAUCUGAAUAAGCGCAACGAGAAGAAGAAAGGACUCACUCUUGUUACGACAUCAUUUGAUGGCUAUCUAUAUCUCAUAGAUGGACCUACUUCAUGUGCCGAUGUCGUCGAUAUUGGAGAAAUCUCAUAUAGCAUGGUCUUAGCAGACAAUGUGGAUGGUGGAGAUGAUCUCGAUCUUAUUGUUACCACCAUGAAUGGGAACGUCUUUUGCUUUUCUACUCCCUCUCCACAUCAUCCACUCAAGACAUGGAGAUCACCUAAUCAAGGAAGGAAUAAUGCUGCAAUUCGAUAUGGUCGUGAAGGAGUUUUCGUUUCACCUUCAUCGAGAGCUUUCCGUGAUGAAGAAGGCAAGAGCUUCUGGGUGGACAUUGAAAUCGUCGAUGAACACAGAUAUCCUUCUGGGCUUCAAGCACCUUAUAAUGUCACUGCAACCUUAUUAGUUCCUGGAAAUUACCAAGGAGAGCGGAGAAUAAAGCAGACUCAGAUCUUCGAUCGACCUGGGAAGCACCGAAUAAAGCUCCCAACAGUUGGGGUGAGGACUACUGGAACUGUUUUGGUAGAGAUGGUCGACAAGAAUGGGCUCUAUUUCUAUGACGAUUUCUCCCUUACCUUCCACAUGUACUACUAUAAGCUUCUCAAGUGGCUUCUCGUCCUUCCGAUGCUCGGAAUGUUCGGCAUACUUGUCAUCCUCCGCCCACAGGAGGCCGUGCCAUUGCCUUCGUUUUCUCGGAACACUGACUUGUGAUGAUGAUACAGUUACGGCUUUAUACGGAAAACUAACGGAUGCCAGAAAGUUCAUGCACUUUGGGUCUGAGCUUGGAGAGAAAGGGGCAGACGCUCUUCGGGAUGAAACUCAAACUGCUAGAGUCGGGUUGAAUAUACCCGAGUCAUUUGGGAAUGAAAUCGUCAGUUGUAACAUAUUGCCAUUCGAGUUUUGGGAUUAUUUUCAUAGUUUGGAAUAAUUUAUAGUUGCGGAGCAUACUGUCCCUUGGUCGGACUUUUAGGCAGAUUCAGUUAAGCGGAUUCAGUUGAUUGUCAUUGUUACCGUUUUGCUUUUACUAGCUUUGAAUAGAGAAGACAGACAGUAAAGGCUCUGCAAGAAGAUAUUCGGUUCAUAUCCCUUGAUGAUAUGCCAACUUCCAGGAAAAUGAAAUUCGGCAAAAGAGCCGGAGUCAGAGUCUUUAUCCAA